AUGAUGGCCCUUCUGUGCCAGACACUGACAGCGGCGGUGCAGGGAGGGACUGAGGCUGCUUCCAGAUGGCAGCAGCCUACUAAAAUGAUGGCGGAGGAUCGCCCGGAGGCAUACCUUCGCCUGUUUGAAGCUCUGGCGGAGGCCAAUCAGUGGCCCCAGGACCAGUGGGCGAGCUACCUUCUGCCGCAGUUAACCGGGGAGGCGCAAGCUGCUGACCAAACUCUGUCAGCGGAGGAGAUGAGGAACUAUAUAACCCCAAAAACGGCUAUUCUCAAUAGAGUCGGAGCCACCCCUGAAAGGUACCGACGGAGACUCCGGGAGGGGAAGUUAGGGGAGAUGGAACAUCCCCGUACACUGGCCCACCGUCUCCGCGAUUAUGCCGUGGGAUGGCUGGACCCUGCCACCAACUCCAAGGAUCGGGUUGUGGAGUUGGUGGUGCUGGAGCAGUUCCUGGAGGCUUUGGGACCGGUCCUGGGACUGUGGGUACAGAGACAGGGACCCGGAACCCUGAAUGAGGCAGUCACCAUGGCUGAGAGAUACCAGGCAGCUGAGCCCGCUCCUAGCACUGCACCCUACAAAUCCGCUGCCUCGGCACCAGCACUCCACAAUGCCCCUGAGAGGGUGAAGGGACUCGGGGGGGCGGGACGGCAGCCAUUUAGACGGGCUGUGGCUGCGGGAGCUCCCAGUCCGGGAAUUGGGACGGGGUGGGCGGCCCCACGGCCGAUCGCAGUGUCGGGCCGGGGUCUCGGGCGGCCACAACAUCGUCGGAGCCCUUUGAUUGCUCCUGUCUUUCAACCUCCGGCAGAGGCUUCAGGGAGAGAAAGCAGCCAACCGAGGUGUUGGAUGUGCCACGACCUGGGUCACCUGGCUCGCGACUGCCCCGCCAUGGAGCGUGACCUCACUGGGUCAGAGUCUAAUGUCUGCAGUUUUGUGAUUUCAGGACAUAGAGCAGUGCGGUUAAGUGGUGGCAGCAACCUCUGCUUUGGGAGAGUUGAAGUAGUGCAUGGGCAGAGCUGGGGAACGGUCUGUGAUGCUGACUUUGACUGGCAGGAUGCAGAGGUUGUCUGUCGGGAGCUGCAGUGUGGAAUUCCUCAAAAGGUGCUGGGGGCUGCUCAUUUCAAGGAGGGGAAUGGUACACUUUGGUCGGAGGAGAUCCAGUGCUUUGGAAACGAAUCCCGGCUCUAUGACUGUCGCACUACAGACACGAAGAAGCAGAGCUGCACACACAGGAACGACGUGGGCCUUGUCUGUUUCGGGUACACUGAGUACAGGCUGGUGGGUGGCCCGGACUCCUGUUCUGGUCGAGUGGAGCUGCAGUACGAUGGUCAGUGGGGGACGGUCUGCGAUCGCUAUUGGGAUCUACAGGACGCCACAGUUCUCUGCAAGCAGUUGAAUUGUGGGUACGCUGUAUCAGUCCCGGGGCAGGCCUGGUUUGGUGAAGGCAGCGGUGAUGUACGGGCUGAUAUAUUCGACUGUGAUGGCAGUGAGACACACAUAUCAAAUUGCUCCAUCUCUGCAUGGGGACAAGGUGCCUGCCCUCAUAGCAAUGAUGCAGGAGUGAAUUGUUCAGGUCCAUUGCUACCAGCACAAGCAGGUCGAGUCGGGCCUCUACCAAGUAAAUGCAACACCAGUAAUGAAGGGACCACGCUCUGCUCAGCUGCAGUGAUUGUGUUAUUGAUGUGUGCUUGUGAUUCUGUCCCCCUAGAUCACACGGCCCUCAGGCUGGUUGGUGGAGGAGGUGCCUGCGCUGGGAGGGUGGAGGUUUAUCACAACGGCUCCUGGGGGACGGUCUGCGAUGACUCCUGGGACCUGGCAGAUGCUGAGGUGGUGUGUAAGCAGCUCCAGUGUGGGACGGUACUCAACGCCUCAGUGUCAGCCUCCUUCGGCCAGGGGACCGGACCCAUCUGGCUGGACGAGCUGCGCUGUCAGGGGAACGAAUCGACUCUGUGGGAGUGUGACUCAGGAGGGUGGGGGCAACACAACUGCAGACACAAGGAGGACGCGGGAGUCGUGUGUUCAGAGUUCAAGGAUCUUAGACUGGCUGAAGGCUGCUCUGGACCAAUAGAGGUUCUCUACAAUGGCACCUGGCGUAGUGUCUGCAGCAACAGAAUGACACAGAUUACAGCUUCAGUGAUAUGUCAGCAGCUGAACUGUGGAGAAAGUGUUGCCAUUAGAGAUGCACAAUCCAGGCUGAGUUCUGUUUACAAAUGGCUUGAUGAAGUGAACUGCCGAAGACACGACUCUACACUGUGGCAGUGUCCAUCCUUACCCUGGGGUCAGACAAAUUGCUUUAACAAUGAGGUGGCUGCGAUUGAGUGCACAGUGAAAGAGAAGCCGCCUGUCACCAGCAUACCCAAGUCAUGCUCUGAAGACCUCACUCAAGAGCACUGCACAGAGCCAGCAGAGCUGAGGCUAGCUGGAAGCUCAAGUCCCUGCUCCGGACGGGUGGAGGUGCGGUUUGAGGGGUCCUGGGGGACAGUCUGCGGUGACUCCUGGGACCUGAAGGACGCCCAGGUGGUCUGCAGACAACUAGGCUGUGGGGCAGCAGAGAGCACAGGGGGGGGUGAGGCUACGUUUGGACAAGGGAACGGCACUAUCUGGCUGGACGAGGUGAACUGCAGGGGCAGCGAGAUGCACCUGUGGGACUGCCGGCACUCUCCACUGAGACACAAUGACUGCGACCACAAAGAGGACGCAUGGGUUACCUGUGCAGAAGCCUCUCCAUCCAGGCUGCAGCCACAGAGAGACAUGACCAUCCCAGUGACAGCCUGCAUCGUGCUGGGAGCUCUGCUCUUUGUGGUGUUGGUCCUGUUAGCCGGGCAGCUGCAGCACAACAGGAUGCUUCGGAGAGGUAGGGAACAAAUCCCUUUAAAGAGACGCGAGCUCAGGAAGGUGACACACUCAGGUCCUAGUGCGCUGUUCUAG
This is a messenger RNA of Acipenser ruthenus (sterlet), 2925 nucleotides long. RefSeq names its product scavenger receptor cysteine-rich type 1 protein M130-like. The transcript has 9 exons. Gene Ontology annotation, molecular function: nucleic acid binding; zinc ion binding. The record is from RefSeq and is a predicted model, not a curated record. Lineage: Eukaryota; Metazoa; Chordata; Actinopteri; Acipenseriformes; Acipenseridae. Gene Ontology annotation, cellular component: membrane. Bases 1 to 2925 code for a protein of 974 amino acids.